AUGCCCCACAGGUCAACGGCUAACCUGGCUCGUAAGCGACGUUUCACAAAUCUGCAUCUUUCAAGGCAAAGGAUUCUUACAUAACCGCCAGCAACCGGUCACUUGCAGCCGUAUGAAACGGCUUUUUAACCAGAUAGCCUGGACAUUGCGGGCAACAAAACGGCCACGCCAUCCGCUUUCGGCUACAGGACUUUCGACUUGGGGCGCUUCCUACGAUGAACCAUGAACAGAGUCAGGAACGCAGAAUCGCUGGAGCUUUACAAGGUAGCGAGUCAACGACGAAGCCAGUGAUUGGAUCAGCUCGACCAGCCUGGCUUGAAUGUGGAUCUUCACCUGAUGGACGAUGUCGACUUUACCCGUUCAGAUGGUCCCACGUUGGGUUCGAUGUUGGCUGUUCUCCGGGGCCUAGGUCCCCGGAUGAGCAGAUCAACGCGUGCUCGCAUUUGUUUUAACUGGCGUUAUUCAAGGGUCCCAGAAACUGUCGAUGGAGGGAGUUGGCUGCUUCGACGGUCCGACGAACCGCCCAGGAGAUACACAUUCAUUUAUACCACUUCAGGUCGCAGUUCCAUCCCCACACAGCUUGGCCAAAGGCGCAAUCAGCGGAUGCUGUUUCCUCUAAAGGGGGAAGAGAAAAGAAAGAAAAAAAAAUUAAGACAGUCCCGCUCCACUGGAAAAUCUGGGGAAGACACGAAUCUGCUCCAUCCAGAUCUGAGACAGCGCGAUCAAGAUGAAGUGCAGUCCACUCAACUUGAUCCUGCUCUUCACGGGCUUCGUCUCGCUUGUCGAUGCGCAGAACUCGACAGACAUAGCUGCGUUACUACAGGAGCUUCAAAAUAACCUACCGUCAUGCGCUUUCAACUGCAUCGUACAGGAAGUGCCUAAGUCGACGUGUGCGCUGACGGACUUUGGCUGCAUUUGCAACAAUGUCGCCCUCAACGACGCCAUCUUGGCGUGCCUGCAGCCUACUUGCACCGUCGUCGAGCAGCUCCAGACGCAGAAGUUUGUCAAGUCGACGUGCGGCGCUUCGGUGCGCAACAUCACGCACCGAACCACAUCCAUCACCUGGUCUUUCUACUCGCUCGCCGUGCUGGCCGUGUUCCUGCGACUGCUCGGUCGCAUGCCCUGGUUUGGAGGCGAGUACUCGUGGGACGACUACACCAUUGUGCUGUGUCUACUGGCCUUAACUCCUUGCUGUGUUAUUGCGCAGCUUAUGGUGAACAACGGCUUGGGCCGCGACAUUUGGGAGCUUACGCAGCAUGAAAUCAACAAUGUGUUGUUUUACUUCUUCAUUGAGGAAUUUCUUUACACCUUCCUUGUUGUUUUCACCAAGAUAUCAAUCUUGCUCCUCUACCUACGCAUCUUCACUAGCAAACAGUUCAAAUGGCAGUGCGGAAUCUUGAUCACCAUCGUCGCUUGCUUCGGCAUCUCGUGCAUCGUGUCAACCGGUCUGUACUGUCGACCAAUUGACUACGUGUGGUUGGGGUGGGACGGCCAGCAUAAGGCGACGUGCGUUGACAUCAAUGCGCAAACCUACUCUCUGGCUGGCAUAAACAUGACGCUGGACAUUAUCAUCUUCAUCCUCCCCAUACCGCAGCUGUGGGGCCUUCAGAUGCACAUUAAGAAGAAGAUUGCCGUCGCAUCCAUGUUCGCGGUCGGUAUCUUCGUGACCGCUUGCAGCAUCGUUCGUUUGGGAACCAUUCUCAAAUGGGGCAAGUCUGUAAAUCCAACGUACGACUACACCAAUCUUGCCAUCUGGUCCCUCAUCGAGAUCACGACCGGUGUCAUCUGCGCUUGCAUGCCGGGCAUGGCCAAUCUCUUGCGACGAGCCGUGCCGAGGGUAUUCGGCACGACAGUCAAGCACUCAUAUCCGAGCUCGGGAGACGGAAGCAACAACUCGUACGGCAAGUUCAGCAGCGGACAGACUCCACAAAAGAUCGUUUCGAAGACGACCGUCUCGGUCUCGUAUACCGGUCGGAACAAAGUGCCCGACAACAACAGUACGAAGAGCGACGAGCUGGAGCUGACACCUCCCACCGCAUACAAGCAGCACGAGAACUACACGAGGUAUUCGGAGGAGACAGGCAACGAGGACCGCAAGUAUGGUUAUACUGCGUGACCAUAUUAAGAACACAUCUCUUUCGCUAGAAACAAAAAGAGAUCACUUGUCGAAGACAUCUGUUCAUGAUGAGAGUAUUCUCGACGCCUUCCAGCGCUGUCACUGCAUUUUUUGCAUUCAUCUUGAAAAAAGAAAAGCGAAAAAGAACUACAGAUCACUUCCAGAUGAAGAUGUUACGAUACCCCCUGCAGAAUCCAGAGUUUGAUUACGUCCCUCG
Molecule: messenger RNA, 2333 nt
Organism: Verruconis gallopava
Lineage: Eukaryota; Fungi; Ascomycota; Dothideomycetes; Venturiales; Sympoventuriaceae
Exons: 5
Coding region: 728-2116 (462 amino acids)
Source: RefSeq, a predicted model, not a curated record